AUGGCAUCUACAUCGAAACCAUCGAUGCCAUGCAUCGCAUUCCCGAAUCCUUCCUCUGUCUCCUCGACCCCAUUCACCUUCGAGCGGCGCCAUUUCACGCAAAAAUCACUCCCAGACGACUUUCCGUACGAGGCCAUCCGCGACAACGGCCUUCAGGUGCACUACUUCGAGUUUCGCGGCCAGGGCGCUCCCCCGGACGACGUGGGGCACCCAGGCGACGUCUGGCUGAACCUCAAGCCGGGCGAGUACGCGCUCCACGCGCGCCUCGCGACGGAAUGGGUGCUCUGGCCGGGCCCACGCAAGGCGAAGAAGCAGAUGUUCGCGCACCCGCUCGUCGACGGCCGCUAUCUCUGGUGCACGCGCAAACACGUGUUGUGGUACACGUGCGACGGGAUCCGGAAGAGCGCAUCGCUGCAGAUGCGUGGCGAGGAGGAGGACUUUGGGCGCCGCCGGUACCGCACCGUGGGCCCGAUGGAGCGCGGGGGCUCGCGCGCUGGGGACGACGGCGUCUCGAGGAUGCCGCUGCGUACGGCGGCGGAGGCCAUCGCGAAGAUACUGGAGAUGGAGGAGGAAGAACGGAGGAACGGCCGGGAGCCUCCUGAGCCGAAGCGCAGACGAAUACGGGACGCGGACUCUGCCUCCGUCGGGAGCUCGACGCGCAGUGCAAAAACGAGAGAGGGCGGGUCGGAUCAGCAGGAGUCUGCUGCUCCUGUGUCAGCUGAGCCGUCGACGUCGACCGCGAUACCCCAGCCCCAGCCAUCUCAGCCGCCGACCGACCCACAUCUUCGCCAGCCCUAUAAUACCCACACCUUCCCUUUACAAUCGACGCCAUCGUCUUUGAGUCAGGCGCUCGAGCCCCCUGUAAAUAUCACAGUCCAGCCGCCCAUCUCCCGCCCCGUCGUAGCGCCCGCCGCAUCUCAGGCGCGAAUACCGUACACACAGCCGCCGACCGUCGCCGUCGUCCCUGUGACGGCCCAGGCCGUGCAGACCUCUGCCCCCAUCCCCACGACAGCUCUGCGCAUGCUGGAGGGCGAAAUCCACCGCAUGCGAGAAGAGACGCGGCGUCUGAGCGAGGAAAAUCGCAGGCUCAAUGAUGAGAACACGCGCCUGACGGAGGAGAACCGGCGGUUGCGCGCGCAGCCCUCUGCCCUCUGUCCGCCGGACUUAAUUAGCGCGGUCAAGGAUUCGAUGGCAUCCACGCUCGGGUCCCGCGUCGCUGGCCUCACCGUGGAACUGCAGGAGCAGCGUGCGGCGCGCGCGGAGGCAGAGCGCAAACUCGGCGAGUUCCAGGAGCAGCUGAGAAAGAUCACCCAGGCUUUUCAGCUCCCUGUGAUGGCGCCUGCAGAGAACACGGCGCUCAGCACGCCCGGGCCCAGUCCCCGGCUAGCCUCGUCCGAAACAUGA
This is a messenger RNA of Heterobasidion irregulare TC 32-1, 1404 nucleotides long. RefSeq lists its product as uncharacterized. The transcript has 3 exons. The record is from RefSeq and is a predicted model, not a curated record. The coding region runs from base 1 to 1404 and encodes 467 amino acids. NCBI's taxonomy places the organism in Eukaryota, Fungi, Basidiomycota, Agaricomycetes, Russulales, Bondarzewiaceae.